CUGUCAACCAAAGCUCGAAAACGUGCGGAAUCUGCGGAAUGAGCCAAAUUAAACUUGGAUAAAAUGUACUAUUUUAAGAUAUUAAUCUUCAUUCCAUGUAUGUAAUGUUGUAACGAAGUUAUGUACCUAAGUGUUUCCUUUCUUUUGUAGUGGUUUAUUAUUUACAUACUUGGAUUUCUUAUAUAAAAACUCCACAUCAAACAGCACCAUCAUACAUACUGGCUCAAAAAAAAUAAGCAAUGGUCGAUCUAAUGAAAAGAGCCCUUGAGCUAGCUAUGGAAGCACUGGUCGCGCAGGAGGUACCCGUUGGGUGCGUGUUCACAGACGGCGAAAGAAUAGUCGCAGAAUCAAGAAACUGCGUCAACUUGACUCGGAACCCUACAAGACACGCUGAAAUCAACUGUAUAGACACUGUAAUUGACUACUGCAAAACAAAUAACAUAAAUUAUAAGGAAUUAUUUCGUAAAAUAACCGUGUAUGUAACAGUUGAGCCAUGUAUAAUGUGUGCAGCGGCUCUCAAUGACCUACAUGUUAAGGAAGUAGUGUAUGGUUGUGCUAAUGAUAGGUUUGGGGGUAAGACUGUAGUAGAUGUUAGUAAUUACUAUGAACACAGCUACACACUGACUGGGAACCUGAUGGCAGACGAGGCCAUGGCCUUGCUAAAACAGUUCUACAAGGGUGUGAACCCUAAUGCACCAGAACCAAAAGUUAAAAAGAAAAAGGAUAAUGAAUGAUGCUGUAAUUAAUGUUUUGAUUUUAAGAAUUUACACCCAAGAGAUCAGGGGUCACCAAUUAGUUUCUUCAGGGGUCUCCAUUUGGUUUCACCAUUUGGUGACCCCUUCAAGAGAUGCUAAAAUUUCUUACAGUGGAUGUUGCAUUAUAUUGAAAUAGUUACAGAAGAAAAUCAAUUAUAAACUAGCCAAUACUGUUAUCUAUGCAAAGAUAAAUCAAAUCUUACGCUUACAUAUAAUAUGUGCUAACAGAUUUACCAAUUUCUAAUCUUUGCAUCAUUAUUUCCCCAUUAUGUAAAAAUAGCACAAUAAUUUCAUGAUAUUUGAGUAAUAUUUGCUAUUAAUGCUCAUAAUUUAUACCAAGACUUAGUUGGAUAAUGUAAAUUUGUAAAGUAUUGUAAUAAAAAUCAUUCAAUUUA
Molecule: messenger RNA, 1150 nt
Organism: Cydia fagiglandana
Lineage: Eukaryota; Metazoa; Arthropoda; Insecta; Lepidoptera; Tortricidae
Product: tRNA-specific adenosine deaminase 2
Exons: 1
Coding region: 240-734 (164 amino acids)
Biological process (GO): tRNA wobble adenosine to inosine editing
Cellular component (GO): nucleus; cytoplasm
Molecular function (GO): tRNA-specific adenosine-34 deaminase activity
Source: RefSeq, a predicted model, not a curated record